Mangifera indica (mango) is the source of this 2616-nucleotide messenger RNA. Its product is annotated as glutamate receptor 2.8-like. Gene Ontology annotation, molecular function: signaling receptor activity; ligand-gated monoatomic ion channel activity. The transcript is spliced from 5 exons. Lineage: Eukaryota; Viridiplantae; Streptophyta; Magnoliopsida; Sapindales; Anacardiaceae. Gene Ontology annotation, cellular component: plasma membrane. The record is from RefSeq and is a predicted model, not a curated record. Bases 1 to 2616 code for a protein of 871 amino acids.
AUGGAUAUUUCAUCUUUUCACUUGUUUUUCUUUCACCUACUCUUGUUGCUUUCGCUGAAAGCAACAGCUAAUGGAAGCUACACAAACGCAGCUGAAAAGGAACAUGUUGUUGGUUCCAUCGGUGCAAUUGUGGAUCUAGAUUCUCGAAUUGGUAAAGAAGAAAAAAUAGCCAUGGAGAUGGCUAUGAGGGAUUUCAAUGUGAAGACGAAUCAAAGUUUUCAUCUCCUCAUAGUGAACUCUCAAAAAGAUCCCGUUUAUGCAGCUUUUGCAGCAAAGGAUCUUACUGAAACACAAAAAGUUGAGGCUAUUUUAGGUCCACAGACUUGGGAAGAAACAGAAAUGGUUGCAAAUAUUGGUAGCCAAGCUCAGAUACCGAUUCUUUCUUUAGCUGAAUCAAGUCCACAGUGGGCAUCAGAGCGAUGGCCCUUUCUCAUUCAAACCGCACCUAGCCAGCACAAACAAAUGGAAGCCAUAGCAGCCAUGGUUCAGUCAUGGGAAUGGCAUCAGGUCACAGUUAUAUAUGAAGAUACUGGAUCUUCAACUGCUGGAAUAGUGAUGCCUCAUCUCUAUGACGCCUUCCGAGAAGCAGAUGUAGAAAUCAUCAAUCUUGUGGCACUCCCACCUUUUGAUUCUUCCUCAUUGGCUCAAAAGCUUGAGAUGAUCAAAUUGGGGCAAUGCCGAGUCAUUGUGGUUGAUCUAUCGUUUCCAUUGGCCACACGCCUAUUCGAAAAGGCCAAGGAAAUGGAGAUGAUGGCGAAGGAUUACGUAUGGAUCACUACAGCCGCUUUUUCGAAUCUAGUCGAUUCCAUUAAUGGGACAAGUAUUUCCUCAAUGCAAGGAAUCAUAGGAGUCCAGAGCCACUUCCCCAUAAAUGGCGAACUCCAUAAGGAUUUUCAUAAGAGAUUCCGGGCAAAGUUUACCUUGGAAUAUCCAGAAGAGGACAGCAGUGAACCUUCUAUUUAUGCAGUACAGGCCAACGAUGCUGUAUGGACAGUUUGUUCAGCAAUGAGCAAGAAUAACAACGCGAGACGACAAAAACUGUUGGAUACAAUUUUGCAUAGUAAAUUUAAUGGACUACGGGAAGAAAUUCAAUUCAUUGAUAAAAAAUUAGCUCCAGGGAACAUAUUUCGGAUCAUUAAUGUGCUUGGAAAGAGUUACAGAUCACUUGGGUUUUGGUCGGAGUCAGGCGAUGGAAUAGGAUUUUCUGAUAAUUUAGAUGAAAGAGCUUCAUAUAAUCCUUCUAUGAAGAGUUUGAAACGUGUGAUUUGGCCAGGUGAACGUUGGUCAACUCCGAGAGGAUGGGCUAUUCCAACCAACGCAAAGCCUCUGAAAAUCGGUGUGCCAAACGGAACAACUUUCAAGGAAUUUCUGACCGUCGGCUGGAAUCCUGAAGAAAACAAUCACACAUUUGGAGGAUAUGCCAUUGAUCUCUUCAAAGAAACAGUUCGCACUUUACCAUAUUACCUUGCUUACGAAUUUAUCCCCAUUGAUGGCAAGUAUGAUGCUUUAGUGCAGCGAAUUCAUAAUAAGACAUUGCAUGCUGUAGUUGGUGAUGUAACAAUUGUGUCGAGCCGAUUACAAUAUGCAGAAUUCACACAUCCCUACACGGAACCAGGAUUGGUGAUGGUGGUGCCCGUGCGAUCACAAGCCGGCAGUAAAGCAUGGCUAUUCAUGAAGCCUUUCACAAAAGCUAUGUGGGGUUUAACUGUAGCUGUAACUCUUUAUAAUGGAUUUGUGGUGUGGUUAAUUGAGCGGAAUCAUUGCUCCGAAUUAAAAGGCUCAGUUCUCAAUCAAAGCACCACCUUGAUUUGGUUGUCCUUCUCAACACUCUUUUCUCUUCAAGCUGAAAAGUUGCAUAGCAGUCUAUCCAGGAUGGCCAUGGUGGUUUGGUUGUUCGUAGCUCUGGUCAUCACACAAACUUACACGGCUAAUCUCGCCAGCAUCCUCACAGUGCAGCGGCUCGAACCCACUUUUACAGAUAUUGAGUCACUGCAGCAAAGCAAUGCCAUGAUCGGACAUUGCAAGGGGUCUUUCCUUGAAAAAUAUUUGGUUCAAGUUUUAAAAUUCAACCCCAAUAACAUAAAAUUUUACUCUUCGUCGGAAGACUAUGCUCAGGCUCUUAGAAGCAAAGAGAUAGAAGCCAUCUUUCUCGAGGUUCCGAUAGCCAAAUUAUUCACUGCAAAGUACUGCAAGGAGUUCACUGCAGCCGGACCGACCUAUGAAAGUGGAGGAUUCGGAUUCGUUUUUCCAAAGGGUUCGCCAUUGGUUCCUGACAUGAACAAAGCGCUGCUGAAUUUAUCCGAAGGUGGGAAGCUACGAGAAUUGGAGAAUAAGAUGCUUACAAUUCAGAACUGUGAGGAGAUGGAAUCAGAAGAAGAUUAUUCCAGUAUUAGUGUGACUAGUUAUUGGGUGCUCUUCACGUUAACAGGAUUCACAUCAACACUUGCUCUUGCUGUUUAUGGUGUUUAUUUAUAUUCGAAACUUGAGGAGCCAAUUUUCGGAAACAAAAUCAUUUGGAGACUUAUGUCGGCUGUAAUUGCACAUUGGCGACUGAAGAAGAAGUGGUUCUGUCGAAAAGUGAGCGACAUCGAAAGUCCUACCAGUAUUGCUCCAUAA